AUGAUGCUCAGCUCUCUUCUUCUCCCGGCUCUGGCCUCCCUCGCCAUCGCAGAGAGCAUAGUGACUUCUAUGUUCAUUUUCGGUGCAGACAGACAGCCUCUCGCGGCGUCGAUCAUGGGUAAUGACGCGUCCGCAACAACAUACAGUAUAAACUGUCCCCCCGGCACAGACAGCAACGACUGUGGGAUGGGACCAGGCAUGACCGUGAUUGCAGCGGAUGAAACCACGACGUACAUGAUGAACGAUGGGGAUAACUUCAAAUUCACAGCUGAAUGCAGCGUUGGGAAAUCCAUCGCCGAUUGUACCGCGAGCGCCGGUGGCCCCGACGCAAACUUUCCUGGAGUCGAGACGGCCACUGAGGAAGUGAGCUACAUUCCUGUCACUGUCACGGCGGGGAGUGUUACGAGUACGGGGGGAUCUACCGCGACUUCGACCUCGACUUCGAGUUCCAGUAAUGGGUCUUCUGCGAGCGAGGAGGCCACCGCUGCGGGCUCCGCCAGUGCCUCGCGGGCCUCUGAGACGGCUUCUCAGACGGCUGAAGAGACUGCGGCGCAGCCGAGCGAGACUGGUGCUGCGGUGAGGGUCACUGGUGUUGUUGGAUUGGUGGUUGGAGGUGCUGCUGUUGCGCUGAUGGGUGCAGGGCUUUGA
Aspergillus nidulans FGSC A4 is the source of this 648-nucleotide messenger RNA. Its product is annotated as putative GPI anchored protein. The record is from RefSeq and is a predicted model, not a curated record. The coding region runs from base 1 to 648 and encodes 215 amino acids. Lineage: Eukaryota; Fungi; Ascomycota; Eurotiomycetes; Eurotiales; Aspergillaceae. The transcript has 3 exons.